AGUCGGGCGCUACUCCCCCUUGGCUUUGUCGUUGCCUCCCAUGCCGGGCCGGAGCGCCUGUGGCGGGCGUGCUGCUUAUGGCGUGGUGUUGCUGCUGGUAGGGCUGCCAAGCGCCACUCUGCAGGAGAGCUGUGAUGCCACCGCGCUCUUGCAGUACGACAGGUCAUCUCAACCCGAGAGUCGCCUUCCUCACCCUAGCGACCACCCCCGCUCCCGCUGCCGCUCCCGCCUCCCGCGCUGCCGGCUCAGCCAUGGUGUUCGGCUACGGCGCUCGCGCGCGUCCUCCCUCACGGCUGAGCUGGCGGGUGAGCUCUCGGAUGGCCGGCUUGACUACCUCGCGGCCCACGGGGCACCCUACACGGCGCAGGAGGUGGGAUGCAUUGCGGCAAACAUGGCCAACAACAUGUUCCCGAAUGGCACCAUUGUUGCUGCACCCUCGAAGGUGUCCUCGAAUCAUAGCAAUGACUACUACUACAUGUGGCAGCGCGAUGCGGCGAUGACCAUGGGCACGCUGCUCCGAUCCCUGACCACUGCACCCAAUCAGGUCUUCGCUUCGGUCAUGCGGAAUCAGAGCUCGGCGAUCCGGCGACAACUGGUGAACUACGUCGAGCUCUUGCCGCGGCUUUGGGACCAAUGGGAUCCCAACACUUUGUGCCCUCCCUGGUAUGAGGACAAGCCUGGCUGGUGCGCCAAGAUGGGGGAGCCCAAGUAUUUUGUGAACGGCUCUGUUUAUAACAAGCCGUGGGGCCGCCCACAGAACGACGGCCCGGCACUGGCCGGGGUCUUCUUGGCGGAGCUGGCGAACGCCAUCCUUGAUGCCGGCGACGAGAUCCCAGGUCAUGCGGAGGAGUUGCAGACGCGGCUGUUGAGUGGAGGCGGCACCACUGGAAUCUUGUAUGAUGCCCUGAACUUUGUGAAUACCUGGUACAACGAAGGGUCGACCGAGCCUUGGGAGGAGAUCUAUGGACAAGCGUUCUUCUUGGCAGAGGUGCAGCGUUUGGCGCUGGUGACGGGGGUGCGCUACGCACGCCGGAAGGGCCUGAACGCGAGCGCAGUGUGGCCGAAGUCGGGCUACAGCAACUGGGUCUACAGCGAGAAGAACCUGCGCAAAGUCUCCAAGUCCUUCGUCUCGCAGGAGUAUGAGUACGUCCAGGCCAUGACCGGGCGGCAGCAGGGCCUCGCGGGGCCCAAGUGCAUCAACUCGGAGCCUCUGCUUCUGAAGACCGGAAAUAACUGGCCAGAAGGUCUGCUGGCACCCUGCGAGCUGGAUGUUCAGACCUUGAUCGCUGCCAACUACCUGGCCGGGGCGCCAGACGCUGCACCUGAGGAUCGAGUCCUACCGCCGCACGACUAUCGCCUGGUGAACACGGCGCGAUUGUUGGUGAAGUCCAUGGCACCAUACUAUGAGGUGAAUGCCGUGGAUCGCUCCAACGGCUUUGUGGGUUUGCUGAUUGGGCGCUACCCUGGUGAUACGUACUGUGGCUACGGCGACUGCCCCAAAAACGACUUCGGCAAUCCCUGGUUCAUCACCACCCACGCGCUAGCUGAGCAGCUGUACUUCCUGGCGUUCGCCUGGUGCAAAGACCAGUUGAACCUCCAGGAUGCCAAAGCGGUCUCGCAUCUCUGGGAGGAACUCUCACACGGCAAAGUGACCGGCUGGAACACCAUCCAGAUGGGUGAUUCGGUCAUGAAAAAUGCCAAGGAGCACGUCAUCAUGCCCGGAGUUCACAUGUCUGAAGAGAUCAAGAAAAGUGGUCCAGAUGCAGGUCAGCAGGCGGGGGUGCCGGACCUCACUUGGUCCUAUUCCUCGGCGUUGUCUGCGCUGCUGGCGCGGCACCAGGCGAUUCGCGCAUGCAGGAAGGAUUGAGCAUUGGCCCUUGGUACAGACAUCGAGCAUAGAUCUUGAACCACUCCCGCGAAAGCACCAGGGAACAUGAGCUGACAAUGGCCGAAAAACUGAGCUGGACGCAUGGACCUGGCCUGCGACCAAAACCAUG
Messenger RNA from Durusdinium trenchii, 1997 nucleotides. The record is from the annotation of a GenBank genome assembly. NCBI's taxonomy places the organism in Eukaryota, Dinophyceae, Suessiales, Symbiodiniaceae.